Misgurnus anguillicaudatus (oriental weatherfish) is the source of this 2329-nucleotide messenger RNA. RefSeq names its product lysophosphatidic acid receptor 6. Gene Ontology annotation, molecular function: lysophosphatidic acid receptor activity. Gene Ontology annotation, biological process: positive regulation of Rho protein signal transduction; phospholipase C-activating G protein-coupled receptor signaling pathway. NCBI's taxonomy places the organism in Eukaryota, Metazoa, Chordata, Actinopteri, Cypriniformes, Cobitidae. The record is from RefSeq and is a predicted model, not a curated record. Gene Ontology annotation, cellular component: plasma membrane.
AAAAAGCAUUGCAAAGCACUUCAUUUUUAAAGUAAAAGUUUGCUCAAAAAUGCAGAAAAAAGGUAUUUUAUGAAUGAAUCUUAACAUAGGUAGAAACUACCGUACCGUGACUACAGCUUGCCCCAAAAAUGGUAAAUAUAAUUUGGAAGUCAUUUUAUGAAUAAUUUCCAUAUUCAACCUGUGCAAAAUUUCUUCUUCACAGCAUUUUUCAUCACCGUAGCUUCUCUAUGAGUUUCAAAAUGGAGGGGUGAGCUGGUUGCAAAUCGCAACACAUUACUAGCUGCUACUAAAAAACAGCUAAUUUUACUUAUCUUCAAAGCAUGAGAUGAGCAAACUAUAUGGUCAAUCCUGUGAGGACAGACAAAGACAGACAUUUAAUCUCAUCUGUGCAGUGAACGUUGUGAUAACCAGCGUACGAUCAUCAGUUAAAAUCUGAAAUGGCUCUCGCAUGAAAAUCUCUGACAGAAACUGACGCCCAAUAAAUCUUCGUAUAUGCAAAGAGUGCUUAAUAUAUCUGCUCUGCUGUAGUGGUUGACAUUGAAAUGGGCUGGAACAUACCUAAAAACAACCCUGCGUGCAUGUGAGAAAGUCUUGCACAACAUCACUGCACUGAGGCAAGUGAAAGCAAGUAACUGAAGGGGUGAAGAAUGCAGAGGAGCUUUAUAAACCAGAACAUAGUAAAGGUGCACGGUUUAAUCUUGAGAGUAAAUAAAAUCCUGAAAAAUGCCAAAUAAUGCCCAAACAUAUGGUAGGAUUCAUAAAAGGUUCACGUUCUAUACAGUAGCAGUGUCCGGUGUGCAUGUCUCACUGUUUGCAGAGCUAAAAAAGCUAUAUUAAUGAAUCUGGUUUAUGGCAUAUGGUCACACACACGUUUAUUGAUUUAGUGCGACAUAUAUAAGGUCUGAAGAUCUACUCAAAAUCAGCUUCACUCAACUGGACUGUGAACAUGAGAGCAUCUUCAACCAAGCAAGAAAAAUCUACAACCAUUCAGAUAGACGAGACAAAAUAAAGACAUUUAUAAAAAUGAUGGGUUCCUCAUUUAGAUCUGCACCACAGGGCCAGUUUUGAGCCAAUUGAAAAAGAAGUCAGGGCAAACAAGAAGUUGUCAUGGAGCUUGGGAACUGCACGGUAGACACCAGCUAUCGCUUCACCUACUUUAAGAUCUCCUACAGUGUGAUCUUCACAUUUGGAGUAGUCAGCAACGGCAUGGCGCUUCGGCAGAUUUGCCGCAUGCAUCGGACCUUCACCAGCACUGCUGUCUAUAUGGCCAACCUUGCCGCUGCAGAUAUCUUCUUUGUGGUCUCCCUACCUUUGCGCAUAUAUUAUCACCAUAACAAAGCGGCCACUUUAAACCACACCAGUGACUGGUCUCCAGGAGGUGCUUUCUGUCAAGUAACCUUCACUUUAAAGUACAUAAGCCUUUAUGGAGGAAUUUUUUUCCUUGUGUGCAUUGGGGUGGACCGCUACUUUGCCGUCGUGCACCCUCUGCUGCAACACCUGAGGAGGGUUCGAACCGCCUGCAUGCUCAGUGCCUGCAUCUGGUGCCUGGUCCUAGCCCUUAGCGUAUCUCUGCCGUUCUUGAGAUCGGCCGCAUCUGGACAAAAAAAGCCCUGCCUCUUGGAUCCUUCUUCCAAACAAAACCGUAUGAUUAUUUUAUCUGCUCUCGGCCUGGUUCAAAUCGCCUACAUGCUGCCUGCACUCCUGCUACUGUUCAGCUACUGCAGCAUACUACGCAGGUUGCCACGACGACGGAAGAUCUGCCAUCGCCGCACCCUUACCAUCAUCUACUGGGUACUAGGGGUCUUCUUUCUUUGCUUUACCCCUUACCAUCUUAACCUGCUGGGUUACACUCUCACACAGGUUGGCCUUGUGCACAGCUGCAUCCUGUUACGCAUUACUAGAACUCUGCAUCCUGUUGUGCUCUCCCUGGCCAGCACCAACUGCUGCUUUAACCCCUUAAUCUACUACUUUUCGAGCAGCCUGGUGCACAGAGAGGGAAUCGGCAGUAGAGUAAAUGGCAGUCUUUGAGUACUGCCGAGGGCUAAAAUAACAGCAGCGAUUCUAAUCUAAGAACAGGUUUGAGUAUUUGGGAAGUCACAGGUUGGAGUAUUUGGGAAGUCUCAAAAUGACUUACCGUAUUUAACUACUUCUCAUUGAAUCUGACCUUUGACUACCUAUUUUUUAAAAAUGAUUUUGAGCAGAUAAGAGAACUUGGGUUCAUUGUUAAAUAAAGCAAAUUGUGACUAUUAAGUAAACUCACACAUUCAGGAAACUGCAUAAUGCUUGGAUGAAUGAAAUUAUCCAAAUAAAGGGUUUAUUUUGAGGACCU